GAGAGAGACACACAGAGGGAGAGAGAGAGAGAGUGUGUGUGUUGUGUGUGAGAGAGAAAGAAAGAGAGAGAGAGAAAGAGAGAGAGAGAUUCAGAGUCAGGAAGCUGUGUAACCCUGCCCACUUCCCACAAAACCAUUGAACUCCGGCAGAGUGAGCCGUGCUCAGUGUGGCUUCUCCAGAGCUCUGCACCUCUGCUGCAAACCGCUCUCUCUCAACUCAACAGCAGGAUCCCACAGCAAGGAGCACUUCUACCGGCAGCACCAGUCAUCUGGACCACCACCUCAAUCAUCACGUGGGACUACGCGCACCACUGCCAAGGCGUCAAGGCUCAGCCUCGAACCUGAUCUCACAGAUCGAUAGAGAGAAAUAGACCGAUUUAAAGAAGAUCACGAAGAACUCGGAGCAGAUCUGACCCGCACACACACACCACUGCCUGAGCUGGACCAAAACUGACAGACAGCCACAGACCGGCCGCCACUAACUCCUGAGCUUUGACCACUUCAGAGCCAUGACUUUCCAGAGAAAGGAAUUAUCCUCCUGUUUUUGAUUUCCUUAUAGUCCUUCUUGUUAUUCUUGUUGUUCUUCUUCUUCUUGCGCUCCUCUCGCACAUCAGUGUCCAUCCUCUAAGUCGCUAAUUAGAGAACUGUUUGUAAACCUGCAUCGCCAGUGCUGCUGUAAAACUCAGCACCAGUGUGACAGAGAGACCAUCCGCGGCCGUCCCGUACAUCUUCAUCUAUCUCGCUCUUUACUUAGUUACUUACCUACUCGCUUACUCCCAGACGCAAGGAUGUCUGCUCUCACCUUGAUGACGGGAAUGUUGUUGCUUGUCUCCGGGCUCCUCUCCUGCGACUGCAGCCCUGCGCUGGGCGUUGUGGAGGGAGUGGAGCAGGGCCGGGCACCACCUCAGCAGCCGCAGCAGCAGCAGCCGCCCCCAGACUCCAAGCAGGCAGACACAGGGGCAGCAGCAGCAGCAGCAGCCGGGGCGGGAACAGGGGCAGCAGGUGUCGGAGCAGGGGCAGGGGCAGGGGCAGGGUCCGAGGGCGGCGAGGCGCUCUGCCCGUCGUGCGCGCUGGCCCAGGUGCAGCGCGAGCAGGCGGAGACGGCGGCGCCGCAGCAGCAGGUGGACAUGGUGGAGGCGGUGAAGAGGCACAUCCUCAACAUGCUGCACCUGAGCACGCGGCCCAACAUCACCCGGCCCGUGCCGCGCGCCGCACUGCUCAACGCCAUCCGCAAGCUGCACGUGGGCCGCGUGGGAGAAGACGGCUCCGUGGAGAUGGAGGACGACGCCGCCGGGCUCGGACACUCACAGGGAGGGAUGGGCGACGAGCAGCCCGCCGAGAUCAUCACCUUCGCCGAGCCUGGAGAUGCCCCUGACGUGGUGCAGUUUGACAUUUCCAAGGAGGCCACCUCGUUGUCCGUGGUGGAGCAGGCCAGCGUCUGGCUGUUCCUGAAGCUGGCCAAGGGCACCCGCGGGAAGGGCAAGGUCUCCAUCCGGCUCCUGCAGCAGCUGGCCGGCCCUGACGCCGACGGGGAGGUCCGCGAGGAGCUGGUGUCGGAGAAGGCCGUCAACACGCAGCGCAGCGGGUGGCACACGCUAAUGGUGCCGCGCAGCGUGCAGGCGCUGCUGGAGGGCGACAACAGCGUGAUGCGGCUGCGCGUCUCCUGCCCCCAGUGCGCCGACGCCGGCGCCACCCCGAUCCUGGCAGUGGCGGCGGGCGAGAAGGGGCGCGAGCGCGAGCAGUCCCACCGGCCCUUCCUCAUGGUGGUGCUGCGGCCCGGCGACGAGCACCCGCACCGGCGCAGCAAGCGCGGCCUGGAGUGCGACGGCAAGAUCCGCGUGUGCUGCAAGAAGCAGUUCUACGUCAACUUCAAGGACAUCGGCUGGAACGACUGGAUCAUCGCGCCGCCCGGCUACCACGCCAACUACUGCGAGGGCGACUGCCCCAGCCACGUGGCCAGCAUCACCGGCUCCUCGCUCUCCUUCCACUCCACCGUCAUCAACCACUACCGCAUACGCGGCUACAGCCCCUUCACAAACAUCAAGUCGUGCUGCGUGCCCACGCGCCUGCGGGCCAUGUCCAUGCUGUACUACAACGAGGAGCAGAAGGUCAUCAAGAAGGACAUCCAGAACAUGAUUGUAGAGGAGUGCGGCUGCUCGUAAAGGCCUGCUCGCCG
Molecule: messenger RNA, 2176 nt
Organism: Engraulis encrasicolus (European anchovy)
Lineage: Eukaryota; Metazoa; Chordata; Actinopteri; Clupeiformes; Engraulidae
Gene: inhbab
Product: inhibin subunit beta Ab
Exons: 2
Coding region: 789-2162 (457 amino acids)
Cellular component (GO): extracellular region
Molecular function (GO): growth factor activity; cytokine activity
Source: RefSeq, a predicted model, not a curated record